Carassius carassius (crucian carp) is the source of this 3835-nucleotide messenger RNA. Its product is annotated as un-named sa1614. The record is from RefSeq and is a predicted model, not a curated record. NCBI's taxonomy places the organism in Eukaryota, Metazoa, Chordata, Actinopteri, Cypriniformes, Cyprinidae. The transcript is spliced from 28 exons. Gene Ontology annotation, cellular component: cytoplasm. Gene Ontology annotation, molecular function: GTPase activator activity; protein binding. Bases 169 to 3249 code for a protein of 1026 amino acids. Gene Ontology annotation, biological process: positive regulation of GTPase activity.
UUUAUGCGCUUUUUAUCCACUAUAGCCAAACCGAACACUGCUGCACUUUCCUUUGAUGCUGUGGUGACUUUUCAAACAGCUUGACACCAACUUCCUCACCGACAAUAUUAUAGAUUUUAAACGGCUUGCUGUGAAACAUUUCUUUUAUAAUUAGAUUGUUUUUUCAUAAUGCCUGAGUUCAUAUCAGUGGACGAGUUUAUAGCGGAGACUUUGGAGGAUUACAGCUCUCCCACCACCUCUUCCUUCUACACCAAAAUGACAAGUUGCCGAAAUUCCGCCAACAAUAUCGAGGAGGCUUUGGACUCUGACCGCACAAUCUUGCAAAAAAUGAAGAAAGCUGCCAAAGCAAAGCACAUCUCUGGCCAAGACCACGUAUUACAUUUGGAGUCUUACAUCAAUUCCAUGGAGAAGUUGGCCGUGAAUUUCCGCAACAAUGGAGAACAGGAAGUGGCUUCUGCGUUUAAUAAGUUUGCUGAAUUCUCCAAAGAACUGCUGACGCCAAUGAAGAACUUGUUGAAGAGCAUGUUGCACAACGUCAACUUCUUCCUGGACUCGCUGGUAAAAGGGGAUCUGAAAGAGGUCAAAGGUGACCUGAAAAAGCCUUUUGACAAGGCAUGGAGAGAUUAUGAGAAUAAAUUCACUAAAAUCGAAAAAGAGAAGAGGGAACUGGCGAAGCAGUAUGGUAUGGUGCGUACAGAGGUGAGCGGAGGAGAGAUUGCAGAAGACAUGGAGAAAGAACGCAGAAUGUUCCAGCUACAGAUGUGUGAAUACCUCAUCAAAGUGAAUGAAAUUAAAACCAAGAAAGGAGUAGACCUGCUACAGAACCUCAUCAAACACUACCACUCUCAAUGCAAUUUCUUUCAGGAGUGUCUGUCUGCAACAGAAAAACUCAAGCAGUACAUUGAUGCCCUUACAGGACAGCUGAGUGCUAUCAAACAUAAGCAGGAUGAUGAGAAAAGACAGCUCUGUUCUCUCAGAGAUCAGCUCAGACCGGCUGUGCUGCCUGAAUUCAAAGAGGACUCCCUAAGCAGACAGACUGUGUACAGCAUGCAUCAGCUUCAAGGCAACAAGCAAUAUGGCUCAGAUAAAUCAGGCUACCUCUACAAGAGGAGUGAUGGGUUGAGGAAGAUGUGGCAGAAGAGGAAAUGUACCGUGCAGAACUGCUAUCUUACCAUCGCUCAUGGAACUCCGAAUAAAUCACCAGCUAAACUGAAUCUCCUCACCUGCCAAGUCAAACCAAGUCUGGAAGACAAGAAGUGCUUUGACCUCAUCUCACAUAAUCGCACUUACCAUUUUCUGGCUGAGGAUGAAUCUGAUUGUGUGGCGUGGAUAUCAGUGCUUACAAACAGUAAGCAGGAAGCUCUAAAUGUGGCUCUGGAUGAGAGGAAGCCAAGUGGGGAAAACAGUGUUGAGGAUCUGACACGAGCCAUCACUGAGGAUAUCCGCCGCCUGCCUGGAAACAACGUUUGCUGUGACUGUGGGGCCCAAGAUCCGACUUGGAUCUCUAUAAACCUAGGAAUCUUGACGUGUAUUGAGUGCUCAGGGAUCCAUCGGGAAAUGGGUGUACAUUAUUCACGUAUACAGUCGCUUUCUCUGGACAAACUAGGCACUUCAGAAUUGCUGUUGGCAAGAAAUGUGGGGAAUUCAGGUUUUAAUGAAAUUGUGGAGGCCAAGCUUCCCAGUCCCUCUGUGAAGCCGUCAGCAGAGAGUGGCAUGGCCACACGUAAGGACUUCAUACUCUCAAAGUAUAUGGAGUGGCAGUUUGCACAGCGUAGCUGCUGCUCACCGGAAACAAAACGCAAAUAUCUGCAGGACGCUGUGCACAGUCGGGAUGUGUUCAGCCUCUUACAGCUUUACGCUGAGAGAAUGGACUUCAGCCUGCCACUGCCAUGUCCCCUACAGGAAAAGGGGGAAACUGCACUACACCUAGCCGUCCUAUUGUCUGACAGGACUUCACUUCAUGUGGCUGACUUCUUGUUCCACAACUGUAAUAAUUUGGAUGCUCAAACUGUGAAGGGGAACACUGCUUUGCAUUAUUGCUGUCAGCACAAUAAAACCGAGUGCCUUAAACUUCUGCUCAGAGCCAAGGCCAACACUCAUAUCAAGAAUGAUAAUGGAGAGACAGGGUUGGACAUGGCUCGCAGACUGAAGCACACACUGUGUGAGGAGCUGAUCCACCAAUCGCAGAACAACCUGUUCAACAUGCACGUGCACGUGGAGUAUGAGUGGAGACUCCGGCAAGAUGACCUUUAUGAGAGUGACGAUGACUUAGAUGACAAGAUGGGCCCAGUGAAAAAGGAGCGCUUAGGACGGCCAUUCAGCUUGUAUCACAGUGGCUCUGCCUCUCACGGUGGAGGAGGAAGUAGUGGAGGGGGGUUGUUCAACGUGGGCCGGAGGCUGGCAAUGGCCCGGGGAGAAAACCGGAGAGAGGUGUACGCCAAUCCCAACUCUCAGACACGUAGCCUCGACAGUCCCCCUCCGCCACCCCCUUCAUCACCCGCACCACCACUGCCACCUCGAGUCAGAGCUCCAAACAUCCCCCCACCUCCCCCUCCUAUGAGCUCACCUGAUGGCUGGAUGUCCCAUGAAGUGAGCAGCAGUAAGAAACGAACCCCUCCUCCCCCUCUUAUCAUCCGACACAAGCGCACCUAUUCUGAGCCCGACCCUCACAUGCCCCCCAGCCCCCACUCUACAAGGCAGGAACCAACAGAUUAUGGAGUUCCUGCAGGUCAGAGAAGCUUUGGUGGUCCAGACUCACCUUUCCAGAAGUGUGUCUCAGGUUCUCCCAAAUACACCAUGUCUACUCUCAACUCCUUAUCUGAGCUACCAGAACGAGCAGGCUUUCGAGCAGAUGGGGAGAGCAGCUCGUCUCACUUGCUGUACCAAACCCCACAGCCCAUCAGCAGCGGCGGGCGGCAUGCCGCAGCCCCGGCCCCAGCCCCGGCCCCGGCCCUGUCCCCCACCUCCCCGCGCUCCUUCAGCCUGGAGACUAACGGCAGCUCCUCUUCCUCCUGCCAAACUGCUCCUCACCCACUGCCCAGAAAAAUUCUAAUGAAGUCAAAGCUGAAGCGUGUUAAAGCCAUGUAUGACUGUGUGGCGGAUCAUCACGAUGAGCUCACUUUCAGUGAGGGUGAGGUUCUGGUGGUGCUCGGAGAGGAGGAUGCUGAUUGGUGGCACGGCUACAUCGAGGGACAGCCAGACAGAACGGGCUUAUUUCCAGCAUCGUUUGUCUCUAUGCUCAGUGAAUGAAGCCGGCCAACGGAGCUGAAAUCAUAGCACGGUCGACUCUACUGCCAAAGCACCCUGGGAAAUGAGGGGCUUGAAGUCCACCCACAGAACCAUCGGUAAUGAAGAAUCAGCAUAACAAGGCAGCACUCCCAGGCCCGUCUGCAGCGCCAAGAGAGAUGGGAUAUGUGGAACACGUUAUGCUGUGAGCUACACUACCAUCAUGUACUCUCCUAAAAAUGCUCCAAAAGCACACCCAGCAUGAGCUGCAUUUUACACUGAACUGAACUCACAUGUGAGGAAUUAUAAAUGUCAGAUCACAGACGUAUUACGAAAAUAUAAUGCCAAAUUUUGUGUUGCUAUUCAAGGAAUGGAGAACAGCUAUAGCACAAUCCUCUGCAACAGUGUAACUGUUAAAAUGUCAUCAAAAACAAACAAAUUAAUAGUGGAUAUUGUGUGAUUGGGUCAAUAGCACAAAAACACAUCCGGGUCAUAUUUCGCCUACAAAGAAAACAAAAAAAAUUAUUUUUUUAUACCUAGAAUUUUUGCCUUUUUUUUUUACAUUUAAGCACAUUUCUACGACGGCAUUUUAGUGCCACGUUCAAAUUUU